GCCAGUAUCGAAAGUCAGUUUAGGUAUUCUAACCAUGACCAUCUUGACAACUAGAUAGCAUGCAAAUGCAUUGUUCAACGUCCAAAGGGUGAAGUAAAGCUCAAUCCCUCAAAAUUCUCCCACAUCUAAGAGAUUCAAAACAAUGUUCGGCUUGCUUCCAGAUCUCUCACCACGUGACUCACAUUCACUAUGGUACACGUCAUCGCGCAAUCCAUUCGCAUCAUAUAAUGCCCAAGAUUUGCGCCUCGGUAGUCAAAAUCCAGAGCAGGGCCAUGGUCAUCCGCAUGGGCCCAACAGCAAUCAUCGGCGUGGAGCUCAUCUGAUUGAGCGCUCGCCCCUAGCCCGCCUGCGCGCCGAUGAGCAGAACCUUGAGCGCCGCCAACACAAUGUUACGAAUUUUGGCAGCGCUUGGUUGAAGCCUCCAGGUCUUCCCAAGACUCUUCACCAGCUGCGCGAGGAGCGGCGCGAAGCUGAGGAACACCAGGAAGCUCUGCGACGGGAGCAGCUAGCCCAGGAACUCGCUGAGGCGGCAGAGGCAGAAGCCGCAGGUGCUGGUGCUGGUGAAGGUGCAGGAGAUGGCACUACGGCUGGUGGAGGUGACGCAGACAUGAUGCUGGAUGCACCCCCAGGUGGUGAUGACGGCAUGGAUGACGUACAACUGGACGGGGCGCGCGAUCUUGACGACGAGAUCCCCGAAGCGGACGAGGCGGAAUUCGGGUUCAGCGACAAUGAGGAUGAAGACGAGGAUGACGAGGACGAGGACGAUGAAGACGAAGACGAAGAUGAAGAAGAUGAAGACGCGGAAGAGCGCGAGAUGCAAGCUGCGCAAGCCCAACAACAGCAGCUCAUGGCGCAGCGCAUGCGACAAGCCAACGACGCGUUCCGCGAGGAUAUGGCACGCGGGCGCGACAGUGCGGCUUUCUACGGGGUAGACGAGGACAUUGACGACGAAGACCAGUCGCAGAUGAUCGAAGAGGACGAUCUCGUGGGCGCCCACGCGGACAACGACAUGGGCAUGGACGCGGAUCUGGACGACGAGAUCCCCGAGGCCGAGAGCAUCGGAGGUUACGAGCACACGGAUACAGAAGCCGACUUAAGCAGCAUCAUCGAAGGCGACGACGACAACAACAACAAUAAUUCCCGCAUGAGCUUCGUGGCGCCACAGCAAGCGAACCGCGUCCGGCAUAGUCUCGCCCGCAGCGAUGCCACGCGCAACAGCAUUGCUAUUAGUGACAUCCUGUCGCGUGACGGGAGCAGUGUUCUAGGAAGCAGUCCAGUAGUACCACGACAGAGAACAGCGCUCUCUGCUCGGCGAGGGAGAGGGUAGAUGAUAUGCAGUCACAGCAUCUAUCACCGUCUAGUCUUUAUUUUUUUCUUUUACUCUCCGCGUCUUCGUUCUAUGGGCAUAUCAUAGCAUACGAAGACAUGGCGUUACAUAUCAAGAUACCCCUUUUUAGUUUCCCUUAGUUGCUCCUAGAAACGAAAUUACAAAUUCAUUCACAAUCGGACCUCCUU
Messenger RNA from Xylaria bambusicola, 1515 nucleotides. RefSeq names its product Apc15p protein-domain-containing protein. The record is from RefSeq and is a predicted model, not a curated record. Gene Ontology annotation, biological process: anaphase-promoting complex-dependent catabolic process. Gene Ontology annotation, cellular component: anaphase-promoting complex. NCBI's taxonomy places the organism in Eukaryota, Fungi, Ascomycota, Sordariomycetes, Xylariales, Xylariaceae. The coding region runs from base 143 to 1327 and encodes 394 amino acids. The transcript has 2 exons.